AUGACAGAUUCAAAGCUGGGUCCAGCAGAAGUCUGGACAUCCAGACAAGCUCUACAGGAUUUAUAUCAGAAAAUGCUAGUGACCGAUUUGGAAUAUGCUUUAGAUAAAAAAGUGGAGCAGGACCUUUGGAAUCAUGCCUUUAAAAAUCAGAUCACAACGCUACAGGGUCAGGCGAAAAAUAGAGCAAAUCCAAAUCGGAGUGAAGUUCAGGCAAACCUUUCUCUGUUCUUAGAGGCAGCUAGUGGCUUCUACACACAGUUAUUACAGGAAUUGUGCACAGUUUUUAAUGUAGACUUGCCAUGUCGUGUAAAGUCUUCCCAGCUGGGAAUCAUUAGCAAUAAACAGACGCACACCAGUGCCAUAGUCAAGCCGCAAUCUAGCUCCUGCUCUUACAUCUGCCAGCACUGCCUUGUUCACCUUGGAGAUAUUGCUCGCUAUAGGAAUCAGACCAGCCAAGCAGAGUCUUACUACAGACAUGCAGCUCAGCUUGUCCCAUCUAACGGUCAGCCUUAUAAUCAGUUGGCUAUUCUAGCUUCCUCCAAAGGAGAUCACUUGACCACAAUUUUCUACUACUGCAGAAGCAUUGCUGUGAAGUUUCCUUUCCCAGCUGCCUCUACUAACCUACAAAAAGCACUUUCUAAAGCACUCGAGAGUCGUGAUGAGGUGAAGACUCGAUGGAGUGUGUCUGACUUCAUCAAGGCAUUUAUUAAGUUCCAUGGCCAUGUGUACCUGAGUAAGAGCUUGGAGAAGCUGAGCCCUCUUCGAGAAAAGCUGGAAGAACAAUUCAAGAGGUUGCUAUUCCAAAAAGCCUUCAAUUCCCAGCAGUUAGUACAUAUUACUGUUAUCAAUCUGUUUCAACUACAUCACCUGCGAGACUUCAGCAAUGAAACGGAGCAGCACAGCUACAGCCAGGAUGAGCAGCUCUGCUGGACACAGUUACUGUCUCUCUUCAUGUCCUUUCUUGGAGUUCUGUGCAAGUGUCCUUUACAAAAUGAUUACCAGGAGGACUCUGGGGCUGCAUAUCCUCUUCCAGCUGUGAAGGUUUCAAUGGACUGGCUGAAACUUAGGCCCAGUGUUUUCCAGGAGGCAGUGGUUGAUGAAAGACGGUACGUAUGGCCCUGGCUGAUAUCGCUUCUAAACAGCUUCCAGCCUCAUGAAGAAGAUCUAUCCAAUAAUAAUGCAACCCCCCUUCCAGAAGAAUUUGAAUUGCAAGGAUUCUUGGCUCUGAGGCCCUCAUUCAGGAACUUGGAUUUUUCCAAAGGCCACCAGGCAAUUACAGGAGAUAAGGAAGGGCAACAACGUCGGAUACGGCAACAGCGUCUGAUCUUCACAGGCAAAUGGAUUGCUGAUAACCAGCCAAGGUUGAUUCAGUGUGAAAAUGAGGUAGGAAAGCUGCUGUUUUUGACAGAAAUCCCAGAACUAUUACUAGAGGAUCCUAGUGAAGCCAAAGAGAGUCUCGCCUUGCAGGAAACAUCUAUUGUAGAGCCACUAUCUACAGAUGGGAGCCCUGGACUCAAAUCAGUUCUGUCUUCUGGCAGAAGCCUGAACAACAACUGUGAUGCAGGAGAAAAACCAAUGGUCACAUUCAAAGAGAACAUCAAGCCACGGGAAAUUAACAGAGAGCAAGGGCGAAUCUAUCCCCCUAAAGAUGUAGGUAGGGAACGACGGGACUAUAACAAAGGAAUAGUAGCUAAUAAGAAUGAUGGAAAGAAGGAUAACAAUAAAAGAAAGAAUGAGACCAAGAAAUGCGGUUUGGAUAAGAUGCAGGAAGCAGGAAAGCAGAACGUGGCAGUUCAGGUGAAGUCCCAGACAGAGAUGAGGAAGACUCCAGUGUCUGAGGCAAGGAAAACACCUGUAACUCAGACUCCAAGUCAGGCCAGCAGUUCUCAGUUCAUCCCCAUUCAUCACCCAGGAGCCUUCCCUCCCCUUCCUAGCCGGCCAGGGUUUCCACCCCCAGCCUAUGUUGUCCCCCCACCUGUGGCUUUCUCCAUGAGCACGGGGUACACCUUCCCAGGUGGUGUUUCUGUCCCAGGAACCUUCCUUCAGCCCACAGCUCACUCGCCUGCAGGAAACCAGGUGCAAGGUGGGAAACAGUCCCACAUUCCUUACAGCCAGCAACGGCCCUCUGGACCAGGGCCAAUGACCCAGGGACCUCAGCAAACACCACCUCCUUCCCAGCAGCCCCUCUCAUCUUUACCAGCUCAGGCAACAGCACAGUCCACAAGCCAGUUACAGGUCCAAGCUCUGGCCCAGCAGCAGUCCCCUACAAAAGCUGUGCAGGGUCUGGGGAAGAGCCCACCACACCACUCCGGAUUCCAACAGUAUCCACAGACGGACUCGUCAAAGCAGCUCUGGAACCCACCUCAAGUCCAAGGCUCACUGGGGAAGAUCAUGCCUGUAAAGCAGUCCUAUUACCUGCAGGCACAGGACCCUCUAAAAUUAUUUGAACAGUCAUUACAGCCUCCUGUGAUGCAACAGCAACCUCUGGAGAAAAAAAUGAAGCCUUUCCCAAUGGAGCCAUAUAACCAGAAUCCCUCAGAAGUCAAGGUGCCAGAAUAUUACUGGGACUCUUCCUAUGGCAUGGCUGACAAUAGGGUGAUGGCACAGCAGUCUAACAUGGACCGCAGGGGAAAACGGCAAGGAGUCUUCCGCCCAGAGCAGGAUGCUGUCUCCAGGAUGACCUUUGAGGACCCCAAGAGCUCCCCUCUGCUUCCUCCGGACCUGUUAAAGAGUCUGGCUGCCUUGGAGGAGGAGGAAGAGCUGAUUUUCUCUAAUCCUCCUGAUCUUUACCCAGCUCUGCUGGGGCCUCUCGCCUCUCUUCCUGGACGAAGCCUCUUUAAGUCCCUCCUGGAAAAACCAUCAGAACUGAUGUCUCAGUCAUCGUCUUUCCUGUCCCUCAGUGGUUUUUCUCUUAAUCAGGAAAGAUACCCAAAUAACAGCAUGUUCAAUGAGGUAUAUGGGAAAAACAUGAAUACCAGCACAAAACCAGAAGUCACCCCUUCAGUUGCGCAUCAGGAGACUUCACUGUAUUCUCUCUUUGAAGGGACACCAUGGUCUCCAUCCCUUCCAGCCAGCUCAGAUCAUUCAACACCAGCCAGCCAGUCCCCUCACUCCUCCAACCCCAGCAGCUUGCCAAGCUCACCUCCAACCCAUAACCACAAUUCUGUUCCCUUCUCCAACUUCGGACCUAUUGGGACUCCAGACAACAGAGACAGGAGAGUCGCAGACCGCUGGAAAACAGAUAAGCCAGCAAUGGGAGGGUUUGGCCUGGACUACCUUCCAGCAACAUCCUCAUCUUCGGAGAGCAGCUGGCACCAGACCAGCGCUCCCAGUGGCACCUGGGCAGCCCAAGGCCCUCCUGCUAUGGAGGACUCCUCAGCUGUGCUUAUGGAGAGCCUGAAGUCCAUCUGGUCCAGUUCCAUGAUGCACCCUGGACCCUCUGCCCUGGAGCAGCUGUUAAUGCAGCAGAAGCAGAAGCAGCAACGUGGACAAGGCACCAUGAACCCGCCGCAUUGAGACCGAGGUGGCAACCCUUGCAAACGAAGGCUCCAUAAACCAUGGCAUGUUGGGUUUGCAGGACUGGCCCACACAGUCCUGUGCAGGUGGCAGCCCUCUCUUCUGUUCCUUGCUGUCAGGAGGGCAUAAGUGCUCCACCAACCCACUGAGUGUGCACAAAACGUCUGCAGUGCAAGAAAACAACAUCAGGAACUCUCCCAUCCCUGGGCCCUCUGGAGGGAGAGAGGAACUG
Nestor notabilis (Kea) is the source of this 3748-nucleotide messenger RNA. RefSeq names its product SMG7 nonsense mediated mRNA decay factor (gene SMG7). The coding region runs from base 1 to 3516 and encodes 1171 amino acids. Gene Ontology annotation, cellular component: telomerase holoenzyme complex. NCBI's taxonomy places the organism in Eukaryota, Metazoa, Chordata, Aves, Psittaciformes, Psittacidae. The record is from RefSeq and is a predicted model, not a curated record. The transcript has 22 exons. Gene Ontology annotation, molecular function: telomeric repeat DNA binding; protein binding; telomerase RNA binding. Gene Ontology annotation, biological process: nuclear-transcribed mRNA catabolic process, nonsense-mediated decay.